AUGCAGGGCAGGUUCCACAUGUAUGAGGGUUACUCUAAAGAACAAAUCGCUCUUCCUAUUCGGGUAUUGAAAUUUUUAGGAGUCAAAGUGCUUAUAGUAAGUAAUGCAUGUGGUGGUCUGAACAGAGGUUUCAAAUGCGGCGAUUUCAUGGUGAUAAAAGACCACAUAAGCCUACCCGGUCUGGCUCUGAAUAAUGUGCUGAUGGGAUCAAAUGAGGAGAAGUUUGGACCCAGAUUCUUAGCAACCUCAAAUGCAUACAGCUCCGAAAUUCGUAAAUUGGCCAUUCAAUUAGCUGAGAAAAUGAAUAUUCGUCAUUUGGUUCAUGAAGGUGUAUAUGCUUUUACUGGUGGCCCAACAUAUGAAUCCCCUGCUGAAUGCAAAAUGUUGCUCGCGAUGGGUGCAGACGUGGCUGGCAUGAGUACAGUACCAGAAGUGUUAAUCGCACGUCACUGUGGAAUGACUGUCUUCGCUGUUUCAUUGGUUACAAAUGUGUGCAUUCUCGAUGUGGAGAGUAAGGCAAUAGCCAAUCAUGAGGAGGUUAUAGCUAUUGCAAAGAAAAGUGCAGACAUUUUACAGUCAUGGAUUAAGGAAAUAAUAAGCAAUGUUUCAAUUGAUAAUUAA
Trichobilharzia regenti is the source of this 621-nucleotide messenger RNA. The record is from the annotation of a GenBank genome assembly. NCBI's taxonomy places the organism in Eukaryota, Metazoa, Platyhelminthes, Trematoda, Strigeidida, Schistosomatidae.